UGAAAUUCUGGAAGACACCGCUGAGAGGUCCAGAGGACAUGAAGCCAGGGCGGGAGGUGCUCAAAGAAGAGGGUGAGUCUAAGCUUGAACCGGGGGAUGAAGAAGCAAGUCCCCCAACCCAGGAAGGGGCUCCGGAGGAUGUCCCAGAUGGAGGCAAGAUAAGCAAAGCCUUUGAGAAGCUAGGCAAGAUGAUCAAGGAGAAGGUGAAAGGCCCCAGAGAACCCGAGCCCCCCACUGACCUGUACACCAAAGGGCGGUACGUGAUGGUCUCUGGAGAUGCCAGUUUCAUAGAUCCUGGCUUCUGUGUCUUCUCCGCCCCAGUCAGAGGGGGCAUGGUGGUUUCUAAGGGUGACGACUCUGUGCGUCCUGACGGUGGCUUGGAACCCUCUCCCCAGCAGCCUGAGCCCCCUCUGGAGGAUGGACAGGGGCCUCCCCCGGAGAAAGAAGACAGUCUGGAGAAUGAAGGGGGGCCUCCCCAGGAGAAAGAAGACAGUAUGAAGGAGGUAGGGGGGGCCCUUCAGGGGAAACAAGAUGGUCUGAAGGAUGAAGGGGGGCCUCCUCAGGAGAAAUAAGAUGGGCUGAAGGAUGAAGGGGGGUCUCCCCAGGAGAAAGAAGAUGGUCUGAAGGAGGUAGGGGGGCCCCUGCAGGGGAAAGAAGACAGACACCCCCCUACCCUGCACCCUGCAGAUGAAGGGGAUGAGAAAAACGCCAAAGAACUGGAGGGCCUCCAGGGGAAACAGGAUGGCCAGAAGGAGGAGGAGGGGGCCAGAGGGCCCUGUCCCAUGGUGGCACCUGGUCCAGAGGGGCCAUCUACACCCCGGUCUCAAGGGCCUCAGGUCACUCUGGGUGGGCCCGAAGGGCAUGGGGCUCAGAGCAGCAGCCGGCCGGCGAGAAGCCCUCCCAGGAAGCUGGCCUACAAGAAGGUGGAGGUGAUGGAAUCCAUAGAGAAGUUUUCCACUGAGAGCAUCCAGACGUACGAAGAGACUGCUGUCAUUGUGGAGACCACGAUUGAAAAGACGAAGGCAAACAAGAAGAAACUGGGAGAGAAGGGAUCCUCCAGUGCCUGAGCUAACCGGGAGGAGGUGCCUCUGGGCCCCUGAGGACACGUGCUUGGAUGUUUUAGAACAGAGGCUACAAGGGUGAGGAUACAAGGUUCUUUGGA
Molecule: messenger RNA, 1162 nt
Organism: Dama dama (fallow deer)
Lineage: Eukaryota; Metazoa; Chordata; Mammalia; Artiodactyla; Cervidae
Product: filensin-like
Exons: 1
Coding region: 39-572 (177 amino acids)
Biological process (GO): lens fiber cell development
Cellular component (GO): intermediate filament; cytoplasm
Molecular function (GO): structural constituent of eye lens
Source: RefSeq, a predicted model, not a curated record